AUGGUAUCUGAUCAGGUUGAAAACGCCAUCCUUGGCGUCGAGAAAGACUUCUUGGCCUCUUUCCCAGGAUGGGAGGGACAAGAUAUCCUCAAGCUCACUGAUUACGAGAAAGUGAUGCAAUGGAUUGAGAAGUCUGCAGACUGGAGAUCGCCAUGGGUGAGCCAAUCUUUGCAUGUGCGUAUUGACGGCAUAGGAAAGACAUGCAAAGAAUUCAUCAGUGUCGUCCAUACAUCACGAAUCGUUCCUGACGAGGUCAACAAGUUCGGAAGGUGGCCGGCCCUUGUCCUUGGCAGCCUGGCCCUUUGCAUUCGCGAAAUUCUGCGGAUCGGUGACUCAAGUCGGAAUCCCUUUCUCCCUCUACUCGAAGAACUUACAAUCAACACGUCUUUACCUCUGCCACCAUUCAACCGGCCGAGCAACGACGACAGGCCUUUCGCAGAAUUCUUGCUCCAGCUUUUUGUCCAGCUCGCUCACAGCCUGCUGAAGCUUGCGUUGUUCAUGGUCAAGAACCAAUCAGAGCAUCGGAAAGACAAGCCCACCGAAGGGUUUACCAAACUGAGUGACGAGAACCGAGAGGCAGUUCGGCGACUCGGAGCUUUAUGCGACAAACUCAGGGGCUGCAUCUUGUCCAACAGCUCGGAUACUCGAUCUGCUCUGCCACAUCUGGAGCAACAGACAACAGGAACCAGCCUCAACACUUACCAUUCGUUUCCUGCUCGCUUCAGCAGACAUUUCCAAGGGAGGGGGACAUAUUUUACCAGGAUCGAUCAGAUCUUUGCUACUUCUCCUGCGCGGCCUGCCCUGGUAUCAUUGUACGGCUUGCCAGGCAUCGGGAAGACGCAGCUGGCAAUGCGAUACUGCAAUUCUCAGAUCGCUCAAUACAAGGUGAUUCUAUGGACUGAAGCGGACACGCCCAUGAAAAUUCAGGAGGGACUUUCCAAACAUGCUGUCAACCUUGGAUUGCCUGGAGCCGAACUAAGAGGAGACAAUGAUACUUGGCUUCUGGUGUACGAUAAUGUCGACGACAGAAACAUACUUCGACAGUUUUGGCCCGAAGGAGGCAAGGGCCACAUUAUCGUCACGACCCGCGAUCCCUUCACUGCGAAUUUCCGUGCUUCCGACAGGAUCUCCGUCUUGCCCCUGAACAUGAAGGAAUCGAAGAACCUCUUCUAUGAUGAGAUUGGCAGGUCUCCAAUUCCGCAACAGAAUCCGAGGAUCGAAAAGUUGCUGGGUGAGUGGGAAGGCGUUCCCCUGGCUAUCAAUCAGAUGAGCAGCUUCAUCACCCGACUUGGAAUGGACCUAGAUCAGUUCGUCAAGCUCUACGAUACGAGUAAGCCCCGUCUUCUGCAGAAAGAAGGUUACGAGGAGUAUCCCCACAGCGUUGCGACGGCGUUCGCAACCGAGCAAUUGCAACAGAACCCGAAGGCUGUCAUGCAUGCCAUGUGUUUCUUUGACCCAGAUCGGAUACCGUGCGAAGUGAUCCAGUCGAGCUUCGAUUCGGAUGAGACGCAAGGCUUCAACUCGGUCAUGUGCCAGAUGGACUAUCUAGACAGUCUCGAGACACUCAUCAGGAUGUCCUUGCUUACCAAAGUUGACAACGAUAUAAGUAUUCACCGCCUGGUACAGGAUGUAGUGUAUCUUUUCAUGUCCAAAGAGGACCGCCAAAAGGCUUUUGACGCUGUUCUCUCGGUUCUCAGCAAGAAUUUCCCGACCAACGCAGAAGGUCAGAUGUGGAAGGAGUGGCUCUGGCCUCUUGCUGGCAUUCUUAUUGAGAAUAACCGGAUCACAGAGGCACUGCCACUGUUGAUGAAGGCUCUCCAGAUUCGCGAGGCUCUCCUUCCAGCAAACGAUCCGGCCCUGGGCAUCACAUACUACUCCAUCGGCCUCUUUUAUAUGGAAUACAACCAACUAGAGAAGUCGCUCGAGUACAACCUUAAAGCCCUUGAUGUCAGACAGAGAUGCAGCGAUCCUGACGAGGGGCCUUUGGCGUUCACAUACGGCAAUCUGGGUUUGAUAUAUCGGCGCAUGGGUGAGCUUGACAAGGGGUCGGAUUGCAUGGAGAAGGGCGAGGAGUUGUGGCGACGGAGCUACGGAGAUAACUCUGACAGAUACGCGAUAUGCAUGUACUACCUCGGAAACCUCCGACUCGACCAAGGCCGAAUCGCCGAAGCACGGCAGUGUCACCAGAAAUCAUUCGAUAUAUACUGCAAGAUACUACCUCGCAACUUCAAGACAGGGCUCUGCUGGCAUAAGAUGGCCACUUUCUUCCGUCGCGAUGAUGAUUUCUGCAAUGCCGAAGCAUACGUGCGGAAGGCGCUGUCCAUCUUUGAAAAGUGUUUUGAUCCAACACCGAGACUUGCUCGCUCCACUUACCUGUUGUCAGAGGUGUUAAGAGAUAGCGGUCGUAUACUUGAGGCAGACGAAAAGCGACAAGCGGCUGAGAGACUGAGGGAAAGUAUUACAACCUUACCCUAUGAGAAGGACUCAACUCCCGAGGCAUUUGAGAGGCUUGUUCCAUAUUUCCUACGUUAA
Molecule: messenger RNA, 2532 nt
Organism: Thyridium curvatum
Lineage: Eukaryota; Fungi; Ascomycota; Sordariomycetes; Thyridiales; Thyridiaceae
Exons: 8
Coding region: 1-2532 (843 amino acids)
Molecular function (GO): protein binding
Source: RefSeq, a predicted model, not a curated record